AAAUAAUGUUUCUUCUCUCUUUUUGUGAUUAAAGUUCGAAUUAGUAUGAUAUAUAUACAUUAUGAUUGCAUGUCAUUACAUAAAUGAAUUUAGCCAAUUAUGAUAUUACGAAAUAUUAGACUGUUGCAUAGGCUAUUGCUAAUAGAGCAUAUCAUUUCGAACGAAAACGAACACCUGACACAGGACGCAUUUUAAACAGCAAUACCAACGCUUAACUUUACAAAAUAACAUUUCCGACUCCUCAAGGCAGUCUUUUGACGUGUUUGUCGACUUGAACUGGUUUUACUUGGCCAGGAAACGAGGGGCGCGAGAGUCGCUAAACGUCUGCUGGGGGAGGGGGUAAAUGAGUGUGUAAUUAGUUAAUUAGAAAGCUGUCGAGGGGUCUGACCUCUUAGGGCAGCUAGAUGAGCCAAUCGGAUCCGGGACAAUAGGCAGGGUGGCAGACUGAAUACAGAAGAGGGCGUUUUUAAGUUGGAGUAGCAGGUAAGGUUGCCUUAAACCUCGAAGAAGAGGAGUUGGAGACAAAACGCGAAAAUCAGCUAGUGGACGGAUAAAUGCGAAGACUAGAGGCAGCAAAUUGCAAAUAAAUGAAUUAGUAAAGGCUAUUCUUAUUUAUAUUGCAUUGUUAUUGUUGGUAUUUUAAAUUGGGCUCGUAUUGUGUAGUAUAGCCUACUGUUUAAUUUUUGAACGUUAUAAUUUUUCAUUUCAUUGAAACGGAGACUUGGUUUAAGACUAACUGCUGCGAGAGAUUAAUAGACGCAGUUGUGAGGGAGGGGGAAAGGUUAUUGGCUUGCAGGUAUGGAAAGCCCUGCGCGAUGUAUGUGACAUUACUGUUAGAUGACAGCCGCGGCUCUCUGAAGUUAGCCUGAAACGCGCUACUUUAUUUGCUUAUUUGACUGUUUGUUUGAAAGCGUGUUUGUCGAGAGAUUGGUUUCUGUGAAAGACAUGUAUGACUCUCCUAUGUGUGAUGUAAAGCACAGUAUUUUGAAAUACAGUUUUUAAAAACAGUUUAACGCUCACUUCACAAGGCACCAAAGUAAAAAAGUGAAGUGAUUUUCGGGAGCUGAGUUAGUUCGUGGCGGAUUUGUAGAAACUGAGAUCCUGGAGACCGUGGUAAUGGAGAAAUCUAAGAACUUCAGAAUCGACGCCCUGCUAGCGGACGAACCUCAUCGAGGGACUCGGGAUGUCUCUCCUGGACUGAGCAGCGACAGUCCCGCCGGGAGUCCGGUGUCUUGCCGGCGCGCAGAGACCCCUUCUCCUCGGGGGACUGCGGGAGCUCUCCAGCUUCAGACCGGAAUCAUACCCAAACCUGGUCUGCUGAACCUCCCGCACCCGGGACUCGCCUCGCUGCAGCAUGGGACGAUCCCCGGCAUGUACCCGGCGUCUAUGUAUCCCAUCUCCGCCCUGGGCGGCCAGCAUCCCGCCUUCACCUACUCCAGCUUCACCCAGCUGAAUCCGGCAUACCCAGAGCACCUGAAAGCCGCAGCUAUGGCUGGGUCCUUCCCCUUGGAGCACUGGAUCCGAGCUGGGAUCAUGGUGCCACGCCUUCCAGACUACAGCACUUCCCCGCAGUCUGGGCUGAUGGGGAAGUGCAGGAGGCCUCGAACUGCCUUCACCAGUCAGCAGCUCCUGGAGCUGGAGAACCAGUUUAAACUCAACAAGUACCUGUCCCGCCCCAAGCGCUUUGAGGUUGCAACUUCCCUGAUGCUGACGGAGACGCAGGUGAAGAUCUGGUUCCAGAACAGGCGGAUGAAGUGGAAGCGCAGCCGCAAGGCGAAGGAGCAGGCCUCCCAGGGGGACGGGGACCGGCAGCGGGGGGGCAAGCUGGCCGACAAGCCGGGAGACGCCAGGAGGGUGGAGCCCGACGAGGACGACCUGGAGGAGGAGGAGGAGGGGGAGGAGGAAGAGGACGUUCGGCGGGAGUUUGCCGUCUCCGCGGGGGGCGCCGCGGGGCUGCCCCGCCCCUCAGAUUUCCUGCAGCACACGGCUGAGCUGAACUACAGCCCCCACAGCCCCUACUCCGAGGACGAGCUGGAGGAGGCCGCGGGGGACCGCAAGAUUGGGGCGGGGUUGUGAAGUGGGCGGGGCUGCGGGGAAAAACUCCUUCAUUUCAUUCAGCCGAAGCAGAGUCAUGUGACAGUGUGAGCUGUUCCUAUAGCAUUUUUCACAAGCUGGUAUGUACUGUACUAAAGACACACACAAGAUUUGUGCUUCCUGUCGUAACCGGUGAGAGACGAGAGGCUGAUAACUGGAAAAAAACAACAACAAAAACUUUUUCCUCCAAUGCAAAUCAGCUCAAAUCCUGAUUGACUCUCUUAAAUGAUGAUAAACCACAAAAUUAUUAAAUGUAUGACCACUAUUACUAUAUCGAUGAGUGCUGGUAAUUUUCAGUAUUUAUCAAAGGCCCAUGCAGUUCCGUCUUACCAUUCCAUAUGUAAAUAUGCACUUGCACACGUAUGUGUAUGUGUCUGUAUAUGUAUACACAAGGGAAGUAGAGAUUCACCACUUACAGUUUCUCCAAAAAAGUUUUAUGUACUUGCAUCUAAAAGAACAGUGUUUUGGCCGAGAUCCCUAGGGAACAAAGCAAUGUGGUUUAAAGUGCAAAUAAGCUAUUGAUUGCCGGAGUAAUGGCUCUAAUCAGGACAUGUGUGUCCUGAGAUAACGUAUCAGAUUUAAUCUAGUGAUACCCUUUUUUCCACUAUUUGUACAAGAUUUUCAUAAUAUGCAGUGGUAGCCUUCAUUUCAGUUUUUUCAAAGCUGAGGACAGCUCUGCAGAGCUGUUUCUUCCAUAAUGGAUUUUGGACGCACUGUGUUGAAAAAAAAAGAAAGUGGAAUGCAAGUACACGGCAGCCCGCUGCAGUUCUGUUUGGCCCAGGAAUUCACUGAUACCAACAAUAACAUGUAUACUACAUUUAAAUGUACUCGAGCCAAAUAUCUUAAUUUCACAGCAUCUGGAAGAUGAGGCAAAUGUGUGUGUGUGUAUAGGACAGAGCAACUCGUAAGAAGACUUUUGUCGCUGGUUGUGUUUCUCGGGAAGCAGAAUAAUUACUCGCACCUGAACUGGAGGACAGCCUCUGCAUACGCCCAUUCUUAAACUUUUCAUCAUGCGUAUUUUAAUAGCUGUGAAAAGGGGGCAUUCACUCUGUGUUGUGUUACUCUGUGUACAUGUGUGGUAAAUGCUGAUAUCUUGGUCUGCAGUAUUGAGAAUGGGUUGCUUAUUCUAUGGUGAGUUUGUGGGUUUUUGAUCAGAAGGUUCUCCUUAAGCUCACACCGCCCAUGAGACUGACUGCCAAUGAGCUGGAACAUCAGCCCACAUUACAUCCGUGACCCUGGAACUUUCCUUUGGGCCGGUAUUAUUAGAUUUUGUUCCCAAGUUUAACUUUUUUGUUUUGGAGUUGUUAUUGUAUAUUGAUGUUAUUUAUCAAUUUUUAAACUUUGUCUAAUUUAUUGGCUUUGAAGUAAGGAAGAAAGAAAAGAAAGGGAAUGAAGAAAACUUGUAUUUAUCUGUUAACUUGUCUGUGUUGGUGUUUGAAAAAGACAAAAAAACAAACCAAAUUUUGGAAGCGGGUGACCUCAUACACAAUGAAUAAAGGUGUUUUGUGGUGUUGACCGUAUUCCUGAC
Anguilla anguilla (European eel) is the source of this 3622-nucleotide messenger RNA. Its product is annotated as motor neuron and pancreas homeobox protein 1-like. The transcript has 3 exons. The coding region runs from base 1117 to 2076 and encodes 319 amino acids. Gene Ontology annotation, biological process: regulation of DNA-templated transcription. The record is from RefSeq and is a predicted model, not a curated record. Gene Ontology annotation, molecular function: DNA binding; DNA-binding transcription factor activity, RNA polymerase II-specific. Lineage: Eukaryota; Metazoa; Chordata; Actinopteri; Anguilliformes; Anguillidae.